AAGGCCGGUGGCCAACUUCCACUUUCCUUUGGAUAUUUUCACUUUCGAGGCAUCUUGUUCUGAGUCAAGAUUCCUCCUUCUGAACAUGGGACUUUCCAGAAGGACCACAGCUCCUUCUGGGUAUCCACUUGACCCAGGAUGCUCUGGAUUUCGGUCAUUGAAGGAGCGUGCUGGCCCCUCUGGAGGAUGGCCAUGUGGUCCCUGUGGAGUCUGCUUCUCUGGGAAGCUCUCCUUCCCACCGUGGUCUGUGGUGCCCAAGUGCUUGGUCAGGUGGGGGGCUCGGUGCUGCUGCUGGCAGAGCGCCCCCCGGGCUUCCAGGUCCGAGAGGCCAUCUGGAGAUCUCUCUGGCCUUCGGAGCAGCUCGUGGCCACGUUUUUCCGGGGCUCCCGGGAGACUCUGUACCACUCGCGCUUCCUGGGCCGGGCCCAGCUUCACAGCAACCUCAGCCUGGAGCUCCGGCCCCUGGAGCCGGGAGACAGCGGCAACUUCUCCGUGCUGCUGGUGGACAUGGGAGGCCGGGCCCAGACCCGGAUCCUGCAGCUCAAGGUGUACGGUGCUAAAGGUUUCGCUGGGACCAGGAGACAAGAGCGUGGCCUAUUCCUGCAUUGUCUCCAACCCCGUCAGCUGGGACUUGGCCACCGUCACCCCUUGGGAGAGCUGCCAUCGCGAGUCAGCCCCAGGAAAGUCCUCCUACAAGGACAUGCUGCUGGUGGUGGUGCCCGUGUCCCUGCUCCUGACCCUGGCUGGCCUCCUCUCUGCCUGGCACCCCUGCUGCUCAGGGAAAAAGCAGAAGGACCGCUGCACCGACCGAAGAGCUCCAGAGACAGAGACCCCCCUGGUGUAAGGUCUGCGGUGGAGGAGGAUAUAAACUGUUGGCUGGACCAUCAGGAAGGACCUGGUGCUCCGGGACAUGGCCGAUGUCUGGGAAUGACCGUGGUCCUCCUGCCUCUGGUGGCACUCCUGUCCCAGCUCCAGGAGCAGCCCGGGAAGCCCUGGCACUGAGAGCCACCGCACAGAAAACACUGGCACAGCCUUCCACAGCCCCUCCUCCCACCACCGUGACCCUCUGCUCCUUGUGUGUCCUGGCUCCGCUCGGGGCAAGAUCUCAGAGCAUCCCCUCCUUCACCCCUGUCUAUUUUGAGAUCUUAAGAUAAGCCUUCAGGGAACAUCAGGGUCUCAGACGACAGGGGUGAGGCUGGGGCCAGAGCUGGGAAUGGGUGAUUUGGAGUUUUUCUGUUAGUUCAGAUGUCUGUCUAAUACCUUUUAGAAUCUGGGACCCAAAGAGGUGGUGGUGAUGGUGGAGGACACUUAUGGGGAAGAGCACUGGGUGUUGUAUGGAAACCAAUUUGACA
Messenger RNA from Suricata suricatta (meerkat), 1352 nucleotides. RefSeq names its product SLAM family member 8 (gene SLAMF8). The coding region runs from base 139 to 1002 and encodes 287 amino acids. Gene Ontology annotation, biological process: regulation of B cell differentiation; leukocyte chemotaxis involved in inflammatory response. Lineage: Eukaryota; Metazoa; Chordata; Mammalia; Carnivora; Herpestidae. The transcript has 5 exons. Gene Ontology annotation, molecular function: signaling receptor activity. The record is from RefSeq and is a predicted model, not a curated record.